Messenger RNA from Endocarpon pusillum Z07020, 2433 nucleotides. RefSeq lists its product as uncharacterized. The record is from RefSeq and is a predicted model, not a curated record. The coding region runs from base 1 to 2433 and encodes 810 amino acids. NCBI's taxonomy places the organism in Eukaryota, Fungi, Ascomycota, Eurotiomycetes, Verrucariales, Verrucariaceae. The transcript has 5 exons.
AUGCCUGACCAAGGGGCCCAACAGCCUCGCGGUUUUCUCGAGCCUCCCGAGGGAAUGACCUUCUACAACGUCCCUCCUCUUGCUGGCAGAAAGCGACAGCGUGAUGAAUUUGAUGUCGACGAAACUUUUCUUGCUGGCAGAAAGCGGCAGCGUGAUGAAGAUGAUUUCGGUGGUGAUGAGUAUGGUACCACCAACCAGACCGAUUCUGCAGUCAACAACACCCAAACCCAACACAUCAACCAGGAAGACAACCUAGGGAAUGUCAGUGGCAUAGCCAAAAGUGUUGCAACGCAUCAAGAUACCUCAGCGGUCGAGGAGACAGCGGUCAAGGUUAACGUGACAAUCACCAAAAACGAAGUCCGCAACGGAGAUACCGGUCUUGAGGUAAAGGACAAUGGCAAGUGGUACCCGGCCAUCUACCACCAUGAACUUGUGAGAACAGUUCUUAGCAAAGAUCGUCUCUAUGGUCCAGCAGGUAGUCAGCAGUACACCCACCCAAGAAAGGACGGUAAGCUCGAUGGUGAUGAGUAUGAUCGUACCUCGUAUCUUCCGGCACAGAAAUAUUGGGGAGGAGAUCGCGCACACCGACCAACAAUUUUGUUUGAGUUCAAAAAGCCAGACAAUGCCUAUCCCCCCACCAACCCACCAAAUUUCACUGUGUCUAUCGAUGGUGUCCAGCGGACCAUCAUUGACGUCAUUAACAACAAACCUUUGAGAGACUUUGCUCACCUUCCUACCACAAUCUCCACCAAAGUCGAGGGCUGGCUCAUGGAAGCAUGGUUCCGUUAUGAUCCCAGCCUUCGAUUCGAGGACUUGAUUCAGCGCAUGCCAUUCAAGCCCAAACACAAUGUGUACAAGAGCAGAGCAGUCAUCAACCGCCUGGUCCGCCGAAGAGAGCUUUUCCGUGACAAAGGAAGAUGUCUCUCUUGGAUGAAGUCCACUUGGACGAAGAAAUGGGAUCUGUACCUCAUUAGCGAGAUGAACAGCAACCCGAAUAUCGCAAACCCAAACAGUACUCGUCACCUCGAGGAUCUUCCAGCAGAGGGUACGAAAUCGAUGAGUAGGAUUAUAAGCGAGACCAAAGAGUUUCUUGCAAAGGGUAACCAUCGAGCGCUCAAAGGCGAGAGGAGGGAAGAAAAGGACCGAGAGGUUGAACGCACAUUGGCCAGCAACCCAGCAAAGAAGAUCAAGGCAGCCUUGGAUCAGGUCUCGAAUGGUGUUGUGACUGUUGUACAAGCACCGAAAAAGAGCAGGAGGUCCAGUUCGAGACGGAAGCAAGCCGUCUACAACACUACCACUGCGCAACCACAGCAGAAUGUUGAUCCAGAUCCCAUGGUAGACAGAGCCGGAUCGAUGUCAAAUCCGAAUGUCGAAAGUGCUGGUCACAUAGGAAUGACACGCCACCUCAAUGUCGACGAAGAGGACGUUCACCUGGCACCUGGAUAUCCUGGACACUCUGUGCGAGCAGGAGAGCUGCCGGCAAUGGAAUAUCCAGCCGUGUCCGAGAUGAUGGGCAAUAUAGCAUAUCCUCAGCCUCAAUUUAAUGCACCAAAUCAGCCGCGUCAAAUGCAAAACGCUCAAGGCAUGCAACUACCACACCAGCGUUACAUGAACCCUGCAGACCAACAAGGUACAGUCGGCAUUUCUGGGAUAACAGAGCGUACCCAAGGUCGAGAUGGACACAACGAUUAUGGAGUCGACAUACCUGGGAUACCGGAGCGUACCCAAGGUCAAGAUGAACAAAACGGUUAUGGAAACGAUCUUGCGGGUUUCUUCGAUACCAUGCCUAACCUGCUCAGUGCAACAACGGAUUCAUUUGAAGAAUCACAACGAGCACCUUUUCAGCCACCAAAUCCGGCUUAUGGAGGCGGCCUCCUAGUUGACGAAUUCCAACCACAAUUUCACCCAGCCCAGCCAUACGGUCAGAACAGCAGAGACGGAGGAGGGUUGAUGCCAUCGCAGCCCUAUCGGUUCGAACAACCCUUUGGGUACGUAUAUGACGGCGGAGAUCUUCGAUCACAGUCCCCCUAUGAAGGUCUGCAGCCAGACAAUGAUGCGAACGAGGGUGACUUCAUGUGCGGGCCUUCGACCUAUGAAAAUGAUGGGCAACUACCAGGUAGCUCGAUGUUGGAGGCACAGUCGUCACUCAUGCCGCAGCAGCAGCAAAGUGGCUCUACCUAUGUGGAUGGAAACCAUCAUGCUUGGAUGGAAAUCAACCCCAACGGUUAUGCUCUUGAGAAUAAUGCGUACUAUGUUGGCAUCAGUCCCGACCCAGGCGCACCAAAUGCAAGUAUGCAACAGAUGAUGACUACAAACGAGAUCGGUCAACAAAUUACUUAUCCCGUUCAACGAAACAUUGUCACACCGGAGCUGGGCCGUACCUUCGAUGAGGAUCUGGUCAAUUCAUCGAGGAAGUCUCGCAAACUGAAAUGA